Molecule: messenger RNA, 945 nt
Organism: Oppiella nova
Lineage: Eukaryota; Metazoa; Arthropoda; Arachnida; Sarcoptiformes; Oppiidae
Source: the annotation of a GenBank genome assembly
AUGGCGGACAGAUCUGAAGAUAAUCCCGAAGGCUUUAAAGUGGGCAACAAAUUCAUUGUCACCACUUAUAUAGCCAAAGGAUCGUUUGGGAAGAUAUACAGAGGAAAGAACAUCAAGACUAACGAAGAGGUGGCCAUCAAACUGGAGCCCCAGGAUGUAGACCAACCGCAACUGGUAUUAGAAUUUGCGUUCUAUAGGAAACUGAAGGCCGAGGGAACGGCACCUCAAAGAGGAAUUCCAACUAUCUUUACGUUCGGACCGUGCGGUACAUAUCACGCACUGGUUAUGGAUCUGUUUGGGCCCUCCAUUGAGAACGUACACAAGGAAUGCGGCCUUAAAUUCAGUCUCAAGACAACCAUUUAUCUCGUGAACCAAAUGCUGGAACUCUUUGAGUAUUUUCACGGAAAAGGACUCUUAUAUAGGGAUACAAAACCAGACAAUUUCCUGUUCGGACGGUCGGGUACUAAGAACUAUAUGGUGGUCCACAUCACAGAUUUAGGUCUCUGUAAGGAGUAUUUGGACGACGAGGGAAAACACAUCCCAAUUGUGAGGGGAAAAGGUGUGAUCGGAACCGUGCGCUAUAUGUCACUCAAUAACCACAGGGGUAUCGAACAGUCCCGUCGCGAUGAUAUGGAGGCAUUGGGCUAUAUGUGGGUAUUCCUCCUGAAAGGCGAGUUGCCAUGGAUGGGCAUACAGGAGAAAAAUCGUGUAGAGAAGUAUAGAAUGAUUGGCGAGAAGAAGAAGAAGACCAGUCCUGAGGUCUUGUGCGCUGAUUUGCCACAAGAGUUCUGUAAAUAUCUGAAGGAAGUGCGAGAACUGGACUUCGACGCCGAACCCAAAUACAAAGAAUACCUCAAAAUGUUUAGUCGUUUGUUUAAGAAAAGUGGUCUCACCAACGAUAAGGUCUACGAUUUUGACCAAAAUCAUAAGCAACUGACUAAAUGA